Saccostrea cuccullata (small rock oyster) is the source of this 1744-nucleotide messenger RNA. RefSeq lists its product as uncharacterized. The record is from RefSeq and is a predicted model, not a curated record. The coding region runs from base 11 to 1672 and encodes 553 amino acids. Gene Ontology annotation, biological process: proteasome-mediated ubiquitin-dependent protein catabolic process; protein polyubiquitination; negative regulation of translation. NCBI's taxonomy places the organism in Eukaryota, Metazoa, Mollusca, Bivalvia, Ostreida, Ostreidae. The transcript has a single exon. Gene Ontology annotation, molecular function: zinc ion binding; ubiquitin protein ligase activity; translation repressor activity.
GAAGAUUAUAAUGGACCCCCGUUACAGUGCCCAAGUCAUCCUCCUCUGUGACCUGUGUCAAAAAGCAGCAUUACAGAGUCAUUGUGAACUUUGUCAUGUAAAUCUCUGUAUAGUCUGUGUUGGGGAGCAUCUAUCAGAUUCAUCUAAAAGACACAAAAUUGUACCAUACAAACACAGAACUUCUCCAAACUACCCAAAAUGUCCAAACCACACCCAGAAACAUUGGGAACUUUACUGUGAAAAAUGUGACAUUCCUCUCUGUUCUACCUGCAUCGCCUCUGAUAAACAUCAUGGACAUAAAUUAACAGAUGUCUUACAGAAUCCCAGCUUCAUUCAAGAAAUUUUAAACAAGGAUUUGAAAGAACUAGAAAAAAGAAUAUAUCCUUCAUAUGAAGAAAUUUCAUUAGAUUUGAACUCUGAAAAAGUCAACUUGGACAAACAUUAUGAGAAACUGACAACAGCUGUCACCAAACAAGGAGAAGACUGGCACAGAGAAAUUAACAUCAUUGUCAACAAACAGAAAUCUGAAAUUGAUGAGAUGAAAACUAAACACCUGGCUGCUCUAAAUAAACAAGAAAAAGAAAUUAAACAUAUUAUGUCUGAUGUAAAAGAGAGCAUACUUGAUCUGAAGAAAAUACUGGAUUCCAAUGAUGUCUCCCUAACUUCUGCAUACAAAUCCAGGAAUGCUGAAUUCAGAAGUUUACCUCCUAAAGUCAAUGUUUCAUUACCAAGUUUCUCUCCUCAUCAGAUCAACACAGAACAGCUCCAUCAAAUGUUUGGUUCUCUGUCAGCAUUAUCCAUUACAACAGAAGAAAAUGGCUACAUAAUGAAGACACCAGAAGCUGUAUCCUGUCCUCCAGUCAAACCACUGCUUGAUGAACCAGAGCUCAUCACCAUCAUAGACACUGGGUAUAAAUAUCUAUACAGUGUUACCUGUCUCAGUGAUGAAGAAAUCUGGACACGUGGAGAUGACAAAGUCAUGAAACUCUACAACCUCCAGGGCAAACUACUGAAGUCAAUCCAAACCAAGUCAGGGAACUGGCUUCGUGACAUAGCAGUGACAAGGAGUGGAGAUCUAGUAUAUACUGACCCUGCUACAAGAACUGUAAACAUAGUGAAGAAUAAACAGAUACAAGAAGUGAUCAGACUACAGGGGUGGGCACCUUACAAUGUCUGUAGUACCUCCUCUGGUGAUCUACUGGUUACCAUGGUCCGUGAUGAUAAACAAUCAAAAGUUGUCCGUUACUCUGGCUCCACAGAGAAACAAACCAUUCAGCUUGAUAGUGAAGGUAAACCUCUGUAUUCAUCUAAUACCCGUGCUAAAUACAUCAGGGAGAACAGGAACCUGGAUAUUUGUGUGGCUGACAAUGGUGCCGGUGCAGUAGUGGUGGUUAAUCAGGCAGGAAAACUCCGAUUUAGAUACACUGGUCAUCCCUCUACUAUGACCAAGGGACCAUUUCAUCCAGCCGGCAUCACAACAGACAGCCAGAGUCACAUCCUGACAGCAGACUGUAAAAACUGUAUCCACAUCCUAGAUCAGGAUGGACAGUUCCUCCGUUACAUUGAUAACUGUAAUCUACAGUAUCCAUGUGGUUUAUGUGUAGACACCAGAGACAAGCUCUUUGUGGCUGAGUAUAUCAGUGGUAAAGUGAAGAAAAUCCAAUAUAUGUAAACAAUAUUUUACCAUGUCUGCUUGUAAUUAAAAACACUGCUUAAUGCUUAUUACUACAAAAUGUGUUCUAUA